This is a messenger RNA of Geodia barretti, 1180 nucleotides long. Lineage: Eukaryota; Metazoa; Porifera; Demospongiae; Tetractinellida; Geodiidae. The record is from the annotation of a GenBank genome assembly.
GCACUUUCAGACUCUGCAGUUCUCUAAGCUCCUCUGAUGCGCCUGCUCCUGGCGUCAUGUAGUGGUGGACUGGUUGGUCUCAGAAGACUCGGAGGUCUCCCAAGAGUAGCGGGCAGCUCGUCACUCGGAAUGGCUCGGGUCCUCAGUAUAGAGAACGUAGACCAGAAAACUCUAGAAGAAGUGUUGCAAGAGACAUCUGCUGCUCUGAGAGGAGGUGGAGUCGUUGCCAUACCAACCGAUACAAUCUACGGCGUGGCCUCGUUAGUUUCAAGUAACGAGGGGAUAGAGAGGAUAUACGAGAUGAAGGGGAGAUGGAGAGACAAGCCCCUGGCAAUCUGUGUCAGUGAGGUUGAGCAGGUUUAUAGGUGGGCCAAAGUGACAGUUCCGUCUAGUCUCCUGUCCCGUCUCCUCCCCGGGCCAGUCACCACAGUCUUUGAGAGAGGAGGAGACCUGAACCCUGCCCUCAACCCGGGACUCCCUCUGGUGGGACUCAGGAUCCCAGACUCCUCCUUUGUCCGCUGUCUGGUGGAGCAGUGUGGCUGUCCUCUGGCCCUCACCAGUGCCAACCUCAGUCACUCCUCCAGCACUCUCUCUGUACAGGAGUUCCGAGAGCUGUGGUCGCUCCUGGAUGUGGUGGUGGAUGGAGGAGUCAUCUCUCAUGGAGGAAGAGGGGGAGAAGAGGAGGCCAGUAGACUGGGCUCUACUGUAGUGGACCUCAGUCACACCGGAUCAUUCUCCAUCAUCAGACCUGGAAUGUGUUACCAGCAGACUGUGAAGUUACUCAGAGAUGAUGAAUAUCACUUGAAAGAAAUUGUCAUUUGAUCAUUAUUUUGUUUUAUUUAUCUCCCUCAAUCACUAACUGGUGGAAAUUCCUGUAAUUUUGCAACUCUCUAAUCUCAUCAGUGAUAGAGGCUCUGAUAGAGGCAACGUCUGCUGCUAUAUAACCAAAUUAGGAAGAAGUGGGUGGGAAAGGAAGAAUGCAUCAUGAAUACUCUUUAGACGCUGACUCUGCCAUCACUCAGUAACAGGGAGACUCUUAGUUGGUCGUGGCUAACGCUGACAGAAUUACUGGUCAACUGAAAAUACAAGGUUCCCUUCAUAUAAAGCCGCAUGGCUACGUCAGCAGAUGUCCAUGUACACCUGUGGUGCAGUGUGACAGUGCUACCAGCAUACUGUCAAC